UUGCUCUGUCUGCACUCUAGGAAUGGUGUUAGUGCGCACUGAGAUGGGUCAGCUGGUGAUGGUCCCACAGCAGGCCCUUGCCCAGGCACAGGCCCAAGCCCAGGCCCAGGCCCAGAACAACAUCUCCCCCCGAACUGCCACCCCCACUGCAGGGGCCACCUUCAGAGCCACUACCCCACAGAAGGGCCCCAUGGCGCCGGCUGUGGCAGUGACGGCUCCCCAACAGGCCCCCGUGGUAAUGGCCCCCCAGGUCCAGGCUGGGGCCCAGGCUGCCUCACAGCCAGCCCUGCCCCCACAGACCAGCGUCCCUGUAGCCCCAGGAGCCUCUGUCAUCUCCCAGGAGAUGCAGGAGAAUGUGAAGAAGUGUAAGAACUUCUUGGCCACCCUGAUAAAGCUGGCUUCCCACAACUCUCCGUCACCUGAGACCUCCAAAAAUGUCAAGUCACUGGUCCAGGAUCUACUGGAUGCUAAGAUUGAGCCUGAGGAGUUCACCAACAGACUGCAGUCAGAGCUCAAGUCGUCUCCUCAGCCCUACCUGGUCCCCUUCCUCAAGAAAAGCCUCCCGGCCCUGCGGCUGUCUCUGCUCAACAUUCAGCAUUCCCUGAUCCAGCCUCUGCCGCAGGCCAAAGCCACCCCCACCACAGGCACCAGCUCUGCCAUCAUGGCCGUCCCAGCUGUCCGCGGCCGCCUCCCCAACAGUGUCAACACCACGGGGGCCAGUGUCGGGGCCCAGGGACACACAGCUGCCCUGGGUAUCAAGCAAGCGGGCACCGCUGGUUGCCAGGUCAGGAUGCCCAUGUUGGUCACACCAUUAAGAACACAAGGCACUGUCAGCAAGGGAGCCAUGUUCCAAGCAGGCAAAAGUCCUGUGGGUUUUGCUGUUAAGGGCUCUGGAAAUCAGAAAAACAAGCUGAACGAUCCCGGAGGCGGUUCUUUCAGGGAUGAUGAUGACAUUAACGAUGUGGCGUCCAUGGCGGGGGUGAAUCUGAAUGAAGAGAGCGCUCGUAUCCUGGCAACCAACUCUGAGCUGGUGGGGACACACAUCCGCUCCUGUAAAGAUGAGGCCUUCCUUCACCCGGGCCUGUUACACAGACGCAUCCUGGAGACAGCUAAGAAGUUUGGCGUGUCAGAGGUUCCUAUGGAGGCUGUGAACUUCAUCUCCCACGCUACCCAGUCCCGACUCCGCACUGUGCUGGAGAAGGUCUCCUCCAUCGCACAGCACAGGAUGGACGGUGGUAAAGAUGAGGAGUGGUUUGAGCAGUCGGCAGACGUGCGGUCGCAGCUAAAGUUCUUUGAGCAGCUGGAGAGGAUAGAGAAGCAGAGGAAGGAUGAACAGGAGAGAGAGAUCCUACUCAAAGCAGCUAAAAGUCGCUCCAGGCAAGAGGACCCAGAGCAGGCUCGGCUGAAACAAAAAGCUAAGGAGGUAAGCGCUGUGCUGGAGAUCAUUACCCUUGACAUUUUCCCAAGACUUCAACAUAUAAAUGUUUCAUGCCUCGCUACAUAUGUAAUGCCAUUUAAAGGUCUGACUUAAAAAGUUGUAGGAAUUAUUUGUGCUGAUUUAUGUCUGCCUCGUUUGGAAAAGUGGUUAUAGAACAGAGACACCACACCAAAGAGAUCCUCCUCCUCUUUUCUCUCUCCCUCUCUCUUUUCUGGCUCCCGAUAACAUUUUGGAGACUGCUGUUCAUUGUGCAUGGCUCUUUCAAAGAGAUAGAUUGGGGAGCCUAUCAGUGUUGUGAGUACCGGUUUAAUAUUCACCAUAGCACUUUCUGUAGAGCCAUUUGCAUUGUAAAAGCUGAUAAAAAAAUGUUUACUGUCACAGUUAUGUAUACAUUUUGGUUUAAAACUUUGAAAUGGCUUUGGCACUGUAGGCGCACAAAUGGGAAAUAUAAAAAAUAAAGUAGGAAGCUACUGUGCUUAUUUGUUAAAUUGUACAGCUACAGUGUCUUCAGAAAGUAUUCAUACCCCUUGACUUAUUCCACAUUUUGUUGUUACAGCCUGAAUUCAAAAUUGAUUAAAUAUAAUGUUUUUCUCAUCCAUCUGCACACAAUAUCCAAUAAUGACAAAAGUGAAAACGGGUUUUUAGAAUAGUUUUCAAAUGUAUUGAAAAUUAAAUACAGAAAUAUCUAAUUUACAUAAGUAUUCUCACCCAUGACUCAAUACUUUGUAGAAGCACCUGACAGAGAUUACAGCUGUGAGUCUUUCUGAGUAAGUCUCUAAGAGCUUUCCACACCUUAAUUGCGCAACAAUUUCCCAUUAUUAUUUUCAAAAUUCUCAAAGCUCUGUCAAAUUGGUUAUUGAUCAUUGCUUUAGAACCAUUUUCAGGUCUUGCCAUAGAUUUUCAAGUAGAUUUAAGUCAAAAGUUUAACUUGGCCUCUCAGUCACUGUCUUCUUGGUAAGCAACUCCAGUGUAGAUUUGGCCUUGUGUUUUACGUUAUUGUCCUACUGAAAGGUGAAUUAAUCUCCCAGUGUCUGGUGGAAAGCAGACUGAACCAGAUUUCCUCUAGGAUUUUGCCUGUGCUUAGCUCCAUUUUAUUUAUUUUUUAUCCUGAAAAACCUUAGCAAUUACAAGCAUACCCAUAACAUGAUGCAGCCACCACAAUGCUUGGAAAUAUGGAGAGUGGUAGUCAGUAAUGUGUUGUAUUGGAUUUGCAGCAAACAUAACAUUUUGUAUUCAAGACAAAAUGUUAAUUGCUUUGCCACAUUUUUUGCGGUAUUACUUUAGUGCCUUUGAAAUAUUUUUUAUUCUGUACAUGCUUCCUUCUUUUCACUCUGUAAAUUAGGUUAAUAUUUAGGAGUAACUACAAUGUUGUUGAUCCAUCCUCAGUUUUCUCCUAUCACAGCCAUUAAACUCUGUAACUGUUUUAAAGUCGCCA
Oncorhynchus nerka (sockeye salmon) is the source of this 2873-nucleotide messenger RNA. Its product is annotated as transcription initiation factor TFIID subunit 4-like. Gene Ontology annotation, molecular function: DNA binding; RNA polymerase II general transcription initiation factor activity; protein heterodimerization activity. NCBI's taxonomy places the organism in Eukaryota, Metazoa, Chordata, Actinopteri, Salmoniformes, Salmonidae. The coding region runs from base 23 to 1531 and encodes 502 amino acids. Gene Ontology annotation, biological process: DNA-templated transcription; transcription initiation at RNA polymerase II promoter. The record is from RefSeq and is a predicted model, not a curated record. The transcript has 11 exons. Gene Ontology annotation, cellular component: transcription factor TFIID complex.